AACAGGAGCGUUUGCCGUCUUCCUCUUAGGUCUAGUCGGUUUUGUCCGUUAACGUUAGUUUUUCUGUCGUUUGGUGACUCUUUAAAAUGAAGCUAUGGUGUGUAGUUGUUGCGUGUCUCGGAGUGGGUGUAAUGGGCGGGAAAUACUCUAAGGAAAUGAACCAGGCCAAGCCGGGCGGUGAUGAACAGACGGUGGAGUUCAGGAUAGCUAAACUCAACCAGGUGUGGGAAAAGGCUCAGAGGAUGCAGUUGUCUCCAGUGCGACAGUCCGAGCUGCACAGUGACCUGAAAAUCCAGGAGAAGGAUGAGCUGCAGUGGAAGAAGACAAAGGUUGAGGGGCUGGAUGAGAACGGGGAGAAGGAGGCUCAGCUCCGACGCAACUUUAAUGUGAUCUUGGCCAAGUAUGGGAUGGAUGGGAAGAGGGACACACGACCCCUGGAGAGCAACUCCCUGAAGGACCAUGACACCAAAGAAGGAGACAUAUUCGAUGAUCCCAGGCUGGACAAACUCUGGAACAAGGCCAAGAGUUCAGGCAAGUUUUCCAACGACGAGAUGCAGAGCCUGAAGAGAGAGUUCCAGCACCACAAGGACAAGACCCACGAGUACAACAUCCUCAUGGAUACCGUCAGCAGGACCGAGGAGAUCCACAAGAACGUGAUCUCUCCCCUGGAGGGCGACACCAAGGAGCAUGUGCUGCACCAGAAGCACACGGAGCUGAAGCAGAAAAUGAGAGACCUCAACCAGGGCUUUGAGCGCCUCCGCAAGCUCAGCCACGAGGGCUUCACCGAAGACAGCGAGUUUCGGGAGCCCCGAGUGAUUGAACUGUGGGAGGCUGCCAAGAGAGCCAACCUCACCGACGACGAGUUGGACUCUCUCAAGGAGGAGCUGCAUCACUUCGAGACCAAGGUGGAGAAGCACAGCCAUUACCAGGAGCAGCUGGAGCUCUCCCACCAGAAGCUGAGACAUGUGGAGGCUUUAGGAGACAAAGAGCACAUCAAGAGGAACCAGGAAAAGUACAACACGAUUUCCGAGAAGACUCGGGAGAUGGGCUACAAGAUGAAGAAACAUAUGCAAGACUUGAACAAUAAGAUCUCUGGUCAGGGACUCGUCCACAAUGAGCUCUGAGCAGCUCGGCUUGUCAGUGAAGGUUCAAUGGACUGAAGUCAUUUCCUCCGCAGCCACACACAGAGUACGCUACGUCCCCCUCCCCUCACAUUCCCUUUCAACUACUGUAAAAAAGAAUCAGUGUUUUUUUCCAGGAAGUUUUCUACUUUUCUAGUGUUAAUAGUUGUUGACUUUACAAAAUCACUGAAUGAAUGAAUUGUGGGUUGUUUGUACAUAUUAUGGAAAGGUGAGAUUUCUUACAAAUCAGCUGGGCUUAUUGUGAUAAUUAGUCAGAUGAUUAGUCAUGGUACAGAUUAAAUAACGAUGGAAUAUUUUACACACUUGUCCGGUACACUGUAGCAACAUUUAUUUAUACAGCUAAUGACUGGCAGAUGUAGAAGAAGUGAAACUGAAAAAGUGGCAAAACUCAAAGAAAGCUGAAAUUUGUGGGGGCGGUUUUUGACGGAUAGUUGAGUCAGCUUAACCACAUGAUGGGUUUUAGCUGCUGAGUGAUGGUUCAGCCAACUAAUUGCAUGAGUACUCCAUCCUGUAGGAGUAUUGGCACACUAGUGGUCAGACAAACAAUUUGUCCACACCUGUCUGUCAUUAGCUGUGAAAGUAAUAAAUGCUACAUCACAUGGGCUGUUUGCAGUGUAGUAUCUCAUACGUCGGCCUGCUGAAAGGAUGUAAUGUUACUGAUAUUGUUUUAUCAAUGUAAGAUGAAGAUGAUCUGUAGGCUCAGAUAACAAGCACUGAAACGCUGGGACCUGAAAAUGUAACAGCAAUCUUUAAUGUUCAAUAAGAUACACGUGCCAACAUCAUACAAAUAGUAAUAGUUGAAAAAUAUAGUUUCAUAUCAUUAAUAUUAUUUUGGCAUAAAUAAAGGCAAAUACUAUUUACACAUCCUGCAGAGGAAAGUAGCUCCUGCACAGACACUAAUAGGCUAUUCUUGGUAAAAAGCAAACUUUCUCCGACUCCCCCCCCACCUCAUGUUGUUUCUCUUCGUCUCCUCCUCAGACACACCGGUGGGGAACCACCACCAUAAAAAUAAAUUAGUGUCAGAUACUGGACAAUUUGUCCUGAUGAUAUCAAGAGGGAGGUGAGAAAUUGGAACGCACACCGCUCUCCUCAAUUCAUCAACUCCUGCCCUCUCACAGACCAGGAGCAGAGACAUUGAUUUACAGUGAUGAAUAAUGUUACUGGCUGGCUGAUUACUCAGUCAUGUCCUGCUUUGGCCACACGGGUCUGGAUUAAUGUAAUUUGCACCUGAGAUAUAACUAAGCUGCUUAUUUCAAUCGAACGCUUUUAAGCUCUGAUGUGGAAUGAUAGCCAAGCAAGCCGGGACUCUAAAUGGUCGAUUGUAGAGUGUCAGCAUGAUGAGAGGGGGCUUGACCUCAUCAUGUAAUGAUAUUCUGUUAAAUACCUGUGAUAAAUAAUAUGAAUUUAUACAAUGGCAGUUUGUGACCUCUUGGUAAGAGAAGUAACAACAAAUAAACUAAACGGUGCUCCAGUUAGGAAAAAGGUGAAUCUAGCCAGAAUAUGAAAUAAAUUCAAUGCAAUACAUCGCUGUAUAUCUGUGUCUGCUAUCUAUAAUCAGCAGUAAACAUCAGGUUUUGGUGCCAUUCCCUCAGAUUAAAGCCAUUUUCUACCAACAUUCAUCCUAAGUGAAUUUAAAGGGAAGUUUGUCCUCCGACAUUCGUCUCAGCAGACAUAAGUGCCAUGCACGCCCAAAAAAAAUUGGGAGGAAAAGUCAUCAAGUGAAAUGUAGAAACACUGAUUUAAGUUUGCAGGUGGGGUUGAAGGAAACUACAUAAACAAAAUUACAAACAUCCAUAAGCAGCUGCACAAAAGACCUCCAGGCAGUUCCUAUUUUCUUCUUUUUUCUUAGUGGAAUGGAUUGUUGUGCAGGAAUUUCUGUUCACUGGCAGAGCUGUGGGUGUAUUUCUGAGUGUGACAAUGACAGGUGAGCUUUUUUUACGGAGAGAAUCAUCAUUGAAAACUGUUUUAAAGUGUCAUCGAGUUGGGUGUAGCCAAUCAGAUUGGUGGCCCUCGCCGUCUGCUCUCAAGUUGAGUCAGUCUGUCUUGCCUGCCCUGAACGUGCUCCGCCCCCACUCUCUGAGCCGUUUCCAUUGCAGCGAUGUCGAGGUGGGCAUACCUAAUGGAGCCCUCUUCUGGUUGGGCGGUAGGGGAAAAACAGAAGUAAUGUGUUUCUACAGCAAGACGAGUUCUUUAAUAUCAUGACAUACAGCAGUGACAUCUCUAUAGGUGCAAUGUUUAAUUACUUUGAUCUCACAAAGAGCUGAACUUUGUACCAUUUUCUUCAUUGUUAGUCCCUAAAUGUUCAUUUUUUAUGUUUGAUUUUAAAAAUGCAUAAAUUUACUUCAGUUUGCCAAUUCACACCUGAUCAUUUUUAAACAAUUAGAUUGCUGUAAAUUACUUUGUCACCGUCCGGAAAUGUGUUACUAGGCUCUGAAGCAGCAAUAAAUAUUCAACUCAUGUCUGUUUUUUCAUGAAUAAACAGGUUCUCCUCAUUCUUUAAAAAUCA
Molecule: messenger RNA, 3648 nt
Organism: Scomber scombrus (Atlantic mackerel)
Lineage: Eukaryota; Metazoa; Chordata; Actinopteri; Scombriformes; Scombridae
Gene: lrpap1
Product: low density lipoprotein receptor-related protein associated protein 1
Exons: 8
Coding region: 87-1124 (345 amino acids)
Biological process (GO): negative regulation of receptor internalization; negative regulation of very-low-density lipoprotein particle clearance
Cellular component (GO): endomembrane system; cis-Golgi network; rough endoplasmic reticulum lumen
Molecular function (GO): very-low-density lipoprotein particle receptor binding; heparin binding; low-density lipoprotein particle receptor binding
Source: RefSeq, a predicted model, not a curated record